Macadamia integrifolia is the source of this 1853-nucleotide messenger RNA. Its product is annotated as high mobility group B protein 9-like. The coding region runs from base 547 to 1608 and encodes 353 amino acids. Lineage: Eukaryota; Viridiplantae; Streptophyta; Magnoliopsida; Proteales; Proteaceae. Gene Ontology annotation, molecular function: DNA binding. The record is from RefSeq and is a predicted model, not a curated record. The transcript has 6 exons.
GUCAGUCGUACACACAGAGGUCAGGGGAAGAGAAGGAAAGAAGAAAGAGAGAGAGAGAUAGCUGAAAAAUCAGAAACCCAUAGGUGAGCUGAGCUGAGCAAGCAAGAGGCGUAAUUAUGAGUUCCGCCGAAGGUAAUUAAGUAAUCUCUGCGAAGAGCAAGCAGAGCUAGCUCAGGUGCAUUGAAACACGAAGCCAUUAAGGCAUGAACCAUUCCAUCCCCGAUAAAAAAGCCAAUUUUUGCAUAACUGUUAAGUUCCACUUGUCCCACUCUUUGAUCUCUUGGACGUCUCUUUUUCCCUCUCCUUUUUAAUUUUUUUGCUUCUGCUCUGGCCUCUGGGGCUCUGGGCUCUGGGCUCUGCUCUCUUUUCUCUUUUUUAGACCGUAUUUAUUAACCUUUUAGAGUUUAGCGCCUCUAAUUACUUCAUCUUUAUCUCUUUCAUCUUGUAUUUACAUCUCACUCUAGGUUUUUUUUCCCCCUGCAUCUGUCUUUCGUUUCCCCUUUUUGGACUUUCCGGCGACGUCCACACGUCGCCGGGAGGGAGAAGAUGGAAAUGUCGUCAAAGGAGGGUAAAGUCACUGAGGUGCCACCGUUGAUGGGGUUGGUGGAUAAGCGUUAUCCUUCACCACUGGCCUCUCAUGAGGAUGUUGUUGGGAAUCCAACCGUCUUCUGGGAAACCCUCCGGCAAUUUCAUUCUGUGCUCGGUACCAAAUUCAUGGUUCCGAUUAUUGGAGGGAAAGAGCUGGAUUUGUAUCUGCUGUACAUGGAAGUUACAGGGAGGGGCGGUUUUCAGAAGGUGGUUAGAGAAAAGAAAUGGAGGGAUGUGGGUGGCGUUUUCAAGUUCUCUCCGACUACCACAAGCGCUUCUUUUGUGUUGAGAAAGCAUUACAUGAGCCUCCUGUACUACUAUGAACAAGUCUACUUCUUUAAGCUACAGGGUCCCUUACUCACUCCUACUGUAGUGUCGCCACUUAAGAGCCCAUCUUGCAGAUCUGUAAUGCCUGAUCGUAUGGACUCUGUUUCUGAGUCCAUGCAGCUUCCGCGAAACCACCAGCAGCAACAACAACUGCAUAUGCCCCAUAAAAGGACGACAAGCUCACCUUACUUGGAUACUGUAGAUCCUCCAUAUUACCCUGUGAUGGGAACCAUCAAUGGGAAAUUUGACUGUGGCUAUUUGGUCACUGUGAAAUUGGGUUCUGAUGUUCUCCAUGGAGUACUUUACUAUCCUCCAGCAUCGGGAUCUUGUCCCAACCAGACUGAAAAAGCAAUUGUCCCUUGCAACCCUGCACUACGGCGCCGUGGUAGGAGGAGGAGAGGCAGAAGGGGCAUAGACCCGAGCCACCCAAAACCAAACAGAAGUGGUUACAACUUCUUCUUUGCUGAAAAGCAUUCUAACCUCAAAGCCCUCUAUCCAUCAAGAGAAAGGGAGUUUACUAAAAUGAUUGGAGAGUCCUGGAGUAAACUCAGCCCAGAAGAGAGAAUGGUUUACCAGAACAUUGGAUUGAAAGACAAGGAGAGAUACAAGAAAGAACUGAAGGAAUAUAAAGAGAGAUUGAAGCUUUUGGAGCCAAAGGAAGUUAGGAGAACUGAUCCUCUAGUUAAAAGCUGAAAUGACAACUAACAAUACCAAAGAAGAUAGAAUUGGGAGAGUUUCCUGCAUAAUGAACCUAUACUAUUUGUUUCACUUCUUGGGAAUUGGGAUUGCUUCUAAUUUCUGUUAUUUGGACCUUGUACAAAUUACUACUUACUGGUAAGGGAACCCUUCUCACGCUAUCAUUGUAUUGUCAAAUGGUAGAAGAAGAUGAAAUGUUUGUUAGCAAUCCAUCAAUAUAUCAAGUUAGGAGGUUUGAUAUA